GUGCUGUGGGUUUUAGUUGACAGUAUGCCCCACCCCAUUCAACAAUGUGAUGUGACUGCUGCAAACAACUAUUUUGAUAUUUUGAGCUAUGCUAAUAGGAGCAUAGGACGCAGAAAGAGGUGGCAGUUUCUCUCCUCUCUGAACUCAACGGACACCUGGUUUCCUUCCUGAACUCUAGACACGCUGAGAGGCAUCACCCAGAGCCCCUCGACAUGUGGGUGGCUUUCUAGAAGAUGACCAUAGAGGACCUUCCGGAUUUCCCAUUAGAAGGAAGUUCUUUGAUCGGAAGAUUCCCUUUUUUCCUCUCAGGCCCUGACACGCCAGUGAUCUUCUCUGUCUCUGCAGCACCCAUGCCUUCCGACUGUGAGUUUUCUUUCUUUGAUCCUAAUGAUACAUCAUGUCAGGAAAUUCUCUUUGAUCCCAAAACUUCUGUAUCAGAAUUAUUUGCCAUUUUAAGACAGUGGGUUCCUCAGGUCCAGCAAAACAUCGACAUUAUUGGCAAUGAGAUUCUUAAGAGAGGUUGCAAUGUGAAUGACAGGGAUGGAUUGACAGAUAUGACUCUUUUGCAUUAUACUUGCAAGUCCGGAGCUCAUGGUAUUGGUGAUGUUGAUACAGCUGUAAAAUUUGCAACUCAACUUAUUGAUCUGGGAGCAGACGUUAGUUUGCGGAGUCGCUGGACAAAUAUGAAUGCUUUACAUUAUGCUGCUUAUUUUGAUGUUCCCGAACUUGUAAGAGUGAUUUUGAAGACAUCUAAACCAAAAGAUGUGGACGCCACGUGCAGCGACUUUAAUUUUGGGACAGCUCUGCACAUCGCCGCUUAUAACCUGUGCGCGGGCACCGUGCGGUGCUUACUGGAGCUCGGAGCGAACCCCGCGUUCAGGAAUGACAAAGGAGAGAUGCCUGUCGAUGUGGUCCCAGACCCAGUGGAAAUGCCCUUGGAAAUGGCCGAUGCGGCGGCCACGGCCAAAGAAAUCAGGCAGAUGCUGUUAGACGCGGUGCCCCUGCCGUGCGAGGUCCCCAAGCCCCUGCUUCCAGGUUCCGACCGUGCUGCUAGCAGGGCGGUGCUGACGUCGGUGGGCCUGAAGUUGGGGGACCGCGUUGUUAUUGCAGGACAGAAGGUUGGAACAUUAAGAUUUUGUGGAACAACUGAGUUUGCAAGUGGGCAGUGGGCUGGCAUCGAGCUGGACGAACCAGAAGGAAAGAACAACGGAAGCGUCGGGAAGGUCCAGUACUUUAAAUGUGCCCCCAAAUAUGGCAUUUUUGCACCUCUUUCAAAGAUAAGUAAAGCAAAAGACCGAAGGAAGAAUAUGGUCCACUCUCCGUCUGCAAGGGCGGUGCCACUCAUCCGGUCCCAGAAGGUUGAUGUGGCUCACGUAACGUCGAAAGUAAACACUGGGUUAGCGCCACCAAAGAAAGACACGGUUUCUGAACCAGCACUUCCGUUGCCUGCGGGCGAGGAGCUGAAAACAGCGACAGAGAAAGACGUUAACCUGCCCGGAUCCAUCAGCAGCUUGUCCUCUACGUCGUCCUUGGAACACAGACAGAGCCACCCCAAGAAAUCGAGCACACGCAGCAGCAGCAGCAGGACGACCAUGAGCAAAAGCCCAUCCACUUCAUCGCGAGCCCGUGCUGGUCCGGACUCCUCGGCAACGUCCGUCGCAAACAGUGCCCGUAGUGAAGAAGGACAGCUCCAGCCCGGGGACCGCGUGCUGGUGGUCGGCCAGAGAGCUGGCACCAUUCGGUUCUUCGGGACAACAAACUUUGCUCCGGGAUACUGGUACGGGAUCGAGCUGGAGAAGCCCCACGGCAAGAACGACGGUUCCGUGGGGGGUGUGCAGUAUUUCAGUUGCUCUCCCAGAUAUGGAAUAUUUGCUCCCCCAUCCAGGGUGCAGAGACUAUCAGAUUCCCUGGAUACGCUUUCAGAAAUUUCUUCAAAUAAACAGAAUCAUUCUUAUCCUGGUUUUAGGAGAAGCUUCAGUACAACUUCAGCUUCUUCCCAAAAAGAGAUUAACAGGAGAAAUGCAUUUGCCAAGUCCCGGGCCGCCCUGCGGCGCAGCUGGAGCAGCACGGCCGCGGGCGCGGAGGGGCGCGCGAGGCUGCGCGAGGGCGCGCAGGUCCUGCUCACCAGCUCCAACGAGAUGAGCACCGUGCGCUACGUGGGCCCCGCCGACUUCGCGCCGGGCAUCUGGCUGGGACUGGAGCUCCGCAGCGCCAGGGGGAAACACGAUGGCGCGGUGGGGGACACGCGCUAUUUCACCUGCAAGCCGCACCACGGAGUCUUGGUGAGGCCGAGCCGAGUGACCUAUCGGGGAAUAAAUGGGUCGAAGCUUGUGGAUGAGAACUGCUGAGUCAGACUUCUGGCGUGUGUGUGUGUGUGUGUGUGUGUGUGUGUGUGUGUGUGUGUACAUAUACGUAUACAUGUAUACAUGGGAUGUAAAAUAGUCCAUGGCAAGUGUCGACUUUGUUUAGCCACUAUUUAAAAUUGGAAAAUAUGGCCAUCUUCCUAAAAACCAUUAUACCAAUUCAGAGAGACUCCUUUAAAAAGCUAGCACUUCGAACUGUGGGGAUCAUGGUUCUCUUAACACAGUUUUGAAAUGAGCAUUUGGAAAAGCUACUGAAGCUUUAGACCCAAGAAAAUUCUGAGCCCUAGGACACAGUGUGCCAUCAGGUGGCCAGCUGCUGUGGCUUACUCUGUGCCAUGUGUGCACAGAAUGUUGCAUUUUCCGUGUGCCAUAACCAUGUGGGUUUUCACUAGCUUUGGUUAACGUGUGAUGUUCACAUAACCUAUUUUGUCAAGUAUUUUUGAAGUUUUUAUUUCUGUUCUAAUAAGUACAACACAAGAACGGUAACCCUGUGACUAGUGUAUUUUCACAUUUUAGGGCAAAGUUAUUUGCCCUUCCAGGAGUGCCUCAUCUAAAGACAUGUUAGAACUCUGGAGUCAGAAGGGGCCUUACCGGCUCUUGAGCUCAGCCUCUCCCCUGCUGCCAAGUGCAGAGAAGGAAGGCGGAGGCGGUCUGUUACCCAGGGCCACUGAUGAGCUGGUUAACCCUGGAGAAGAGGGCAAAGCUCUCCUGACCUGUGGCUCCUGCUUUCCUCUGUACGAAGAGUGAGCUCUGUGUACACUGGCUCUGUGUUAGUGGCUGCCUCCUCUGGGUGAAUUACAAACACUAUGAUUAGGUUUAUGAAUUCAAGUCAUAAUUGGAAUUUUUUGCAUAUACUUAUUGAACUUCCUUAUUGGACAUCUCUUUAAAACACACACACACACACACACACACACGAAGCACUUUUAAAACAAUGCACUUUUACCUUUGCUAUGAUUUCCUCCUGGGGUGUGAAAAACAUUUUAAAAUUAUAUUUAAGAGAAUAGUGCAAAUUAAGAGGUGUUAGGAAGAAUGUAGUAGUUAUUCAUUUAAAUGUUUAUGAUUUCUUGGGGUUUUUUGGUUUUAUUAUUCAUAUAGCUGAUGUUUGCUAUUGUUGCUGUUUUUAUAUUUUCAGUUGCAAAUUCAUCCUGUUAGAAAGCUACAGAACUGUAUCAUGUUUUUGUGUUCCUUGUUGAGGACAUGUUAACAAACUAAACUUCAUAAUAGAGCGAUGUAAUAAUGCAAAACAUCUGUGUUGUGGAUACGUAUUGAAGUUUGUCGUCCUAUAUGUGUAAUGACUGAUCUCUAAUUGUAGAUGUUUAGACCUUAAACGACAACAGAAAUAUCGGAACGGUUUGCUUUAUAAGAUUAAAAUCAUCCUUCAGAAUGGAGCUUACUUUGUGUUUAGAAAUACUAUGUUGAACUAUUUUGCAAUAUACGAUUUAAAAUCUAAAUUCCGUUGCUUUGCUACCUUUUUAAAAAGAAGUGUGGCAUUUCAAAUAUCACUAGAGCUAUUUUCCUGAAAGACAUUUGCAAAAUAAGGCUGCUUUAUAACCAAGGAAUAUUUUUAUUGACUGAAGAAAAGGACUGUACUGCUAUUCAAAAGUAAACUUAUUUUAUUAUAUAGCUUAUUUCUUAAAGACUGUAUUUAUAUCUUAACAUGAAAUCCCUGAUUAUCCUGAACCUGGGUGUCCUUAAUUCUUCCUGUUAACUGUAAAACGCUAAGUUCGAAACAGCAAUGCCAACACUGAAUUUAUGCUGAAAUCGGAGAACCAGUUGUUCUGAUAUUGCGAUUAGGAUGAUUAAAUCCGUGUCACGUGUGUGUCUACAGAUCCUGGACAUACAAAUUCGGUGUUUUCAUUUGUGUUUUGCCUAUUAAAUGUCAAAGUUUACUUCUUGAGCAUUAAUAAAAUGGGAAGCU
Messenger RNA from Molossus molossus (Pallas's mastiff bat), 4281 nucleotides. RefSeq names its product CAP-Gly domain containing linker protein family member 4 (gene CLIP4). Gene Ontology annotation, biological process: cytoplasmic microtubule organization. The coding region runs from base 234 to 2348 and encodes 704 amino acids. Lineage: Eukaryota; Metazoa; Chordata; Mammalia; Chiroptera; Molossidae. The record is from RefSeq and is a predicted model, not a curated record. The transcript is spliced from 16 exons. Gene Ontology annotation, cellular component: microtubule plus-end; nucleus; cytoplasm. Gene Ontology annotation, molecular function: microtubule plus-end binding.